CUAAGCCAUUAAACGGAGGCUAGAAUAAUUUGACGUGACAUGGUAAUAACGGCGAUACGAAAAUUUGGGAUGAUAAGAGAUAAAUAAGGAAAAAAAAAAAAAAGAGGAAAACAACAAACCCAGACAGUGAAGAGCUACACCAGGGAGUGCCGUUACAAAGGCGAAACUCCGGAACGUCAACUCAACCAAUCCAAAGUUACCUGUGACAUCAAGAUCAGGACUGAGUGGCUACACGUGUGUUUGUACUCGCCUGGUGAGAGAUGCCAUCCACACGACUCUUUCUUGGAGGGCUGAGUGAUAAAAUUAACAGACAGGAUGUUGGAGCAAAGCUGUCACAUUAUGGACCAGUCCUCAGCAUUGACCUCAAGGAAAAGACUGAUCCAGAGGGAAAUAUUUUAUUCAGAUUCGCCUAUGUCAAUGUGGAUGCAUCACCAGCUCAGAUUGAACAAUGUAUUCAACAGCUGCAUGGUACAUCAUGGAAAGGUUCCCACCUAAGAGUGGAACGAGCUAAGGAGAGCUUUCUAGAGCGUCUGAAUAGGGAAAGGGCUGCCAGACAGCAAGGGAACAAAAUGUACCCUGAAAGGUUAAAUAAUAAUAAUCUAAAUACUGUGCCAAUUGUGGGAGAGACGGAAAAUUCUAAAGAACACCAAGCCUUUCCAGAAAAACACGUCAGUAAAGGGAGUGACAGUAACCAUUCAAAAAAAAGAAAAGAUAACAAUUCUCUUGAAAAGGAAUUAUCUCCAAGGAAAAAAACUAGUCUGCAUGACACUGAUAAAGUUUCACAGACAGAUGCCCGAUCAGAUCCUUCAAAGAGAGAAAAGAAAAAAAAGAAACAUGAAGUUGAGGAAAAAAUGCUUUCAAGCUUCAAAAAAUUUAGUUCAGUUUGGGCAGACUCUGAUAACGAGAAUGAGGAAGGAGACUUUCAAGCUGGCCGUGGCGAGUCCCAUGAGGAACAACAGGAUGAAGUUCUCCCAAAACCUGCUGAGAAUGAGGACUCAGAUGCCACAGUUGAUGAGGACUCUGACAAAAGUGAAAGCGAUUACUCAGACACGAUGGAGGAACGACGGAAACAGUUGAAGAUUUUGAAAAACCUUGAUGACACUGACAAGUCUCUCUCAAAAGCUGUAGGAGAGCAGUCUGCAGUGAGGGAGCAGGUCACUCGUCAGGACACUACUCAACCUGAGGACCAGGAGAACAUGACAGCAGAGAAGACUAUGCACCCUGAACCAGGGCGGAACAACAAAUAUGUGAAAGUGGCUAAGGACCUCAGUUUUGGUCAGAAUGCAUCAGGCUUCAGUUUGCUGGCUCACUUCUCAAGGCUGCAUCAGGAAGAAGUUCAGAAAGAAGAGGUGGCAGCUCCUGUAAGUGUUCCCAAGACACUCAUCACUGUACAGCAGAAAGUGAAGAAAAGACCGUUUUUCAUUGCUGGUGAUGACCCGGAAAUUGAAGGUGCUAUAGAAUGGAUGACACAGCCCAUCACUCAGGAAAUCAUCAAGGAGUUUGAGGAGUCACUUCCUGAUCUGAGGCAGGUCAUCAAGACUCGAUCUUUCCGAGCAAGGAAGGAGGAGGCAGAUCCCCGAGGACAAAGACGUGGGCGAGGGAGGGGCAGGGGCCAGGGUCGAGGGAGGCCAAUGGCUGGUAGCACAGGAAACCCAUACAGAGACCACAGGUGGAGGGAAAGAGCUGUCAAGAAGUGAUGUUUGGUGAGUAAAUGUUUGCUUUCCUUUUAAAUUUUGGAAGCAAAUUUCUGAGUCAUAUAUCAUUUCCUUAAUUAUAAGUCAAAUGCUCAGUCUGCAAGUUAUAAUUGUGAUGAUGGUGGAAUAGGAUAUUUGAUGGUUAUUGUGAAAUUUGAAAUGUAAAGGAGAGAUGUGCUGAAGGGGUUAGUGCCACAAGAAGGUGACCAAGGAUUUUUUGUUUGUUAUUUGUUUUUCUAACAGUCAUCAUUAUGGAAAAUGAUGCAGUAAAGUUCAUUAAUCCAUUAGCAGUGGGUCUGCGCCUGUUUGGAUUAGUGAUUUGUUUAUAUAGCAGCAGAAAUUGUUUUACAUGUACCUGCUGAGUGAUAUUAACCCCUAAAGGAUGCAAAAUAAUGUAAGGGACACCUCUGGAGAAUGCAAAAAGCAGCUGUUUUUCAAGUUCAUUUCUUAUAAAAACUCAUUUAAUAAAUGUUUUACAGCAUUGCAAGCCGGUUCUAAUGAUAUAAACGUUUUAUGAAUUAUUCUUGUAAUUACUUUGGAAGUUAUGAUAAAAUUAAAAUAUGUCGAAUUUUCUCAUUGGACAAAAAAAUUCAUGGAACUAAAGUUGUAGAUAUCGAAGAAACAAACGCAAAAAUGUAAAAUUUGAUGAGAAAAUCAAGUUGUACCGACAUCAAGGCAGGUCAGAAGUUGUGCGAUAAGACGGGUUGCGCCCAUACAUGUAUACUUCAGCAGCUUUGGAACUUUCCACAGCUUUUAGUGCCUGAUUUUGAGGUGGUGCAAUGAGUCCUACGUACUGGGGUGUCGUCAUCAUCUGAGUCGGACAAUUUAUGAAUGGGCGGGGCAGCUGAGGCAGGUGGGGCAGCUGGACAAGGGGCUCGUGGCUUGAUGCAGGGUUGAAGUGAAACCCGGAGGCAAAGUGCCAUCGUCAGAAAAGUCAAAAUCUGACGCUGAGAGCUGUGGGCAGUCCACAUCCCAUUUACUGUCACGGGACAUGGCAAACUCACUUGCUAUAUCCAAGAGAGUCCCUUUUAUCCAUUAUAACUAGCAGUGUGAAUUAGCCUCUAGGCCAAUGUAUGUGUGUAUUUAGUUAGACCUAAGGUUAUUGAUUAGUGUAUUUAAGAUGAAGAACAAUAGCAAAGGUCAUGAGGAAACAAGGGAUUAAAAAAAACGGAGGCGUCCGCACGUGGGACACUCGGCAUUUUACGAAACCCACCAAAAUUGCCGCUUGUGGCUCACUCGUCCUUUAGGGGUUAAACUUCAAUGAAGUGGUUUGUUUACUUAAAUAAGUACAAUUUGGUGAUUCACAUACUGUGUUGAUCCAGCUGACUGUGAUCUGUUACAUCUAAUCCCAGACUUAUGUCACUUAUGGUUAUUUUGAAAGCUUUGAAUUUAUUGCAUAUGACAGCAUUACGUGCUUUCAUAUCAGUACUUUUUACUGGGUUCUGUUGUUGCUCUGGGUGGCAAAUUGAGUUACCUAGAGUCUCUGCACAAAGAGAAGUCUGUGCAAAGAAAACAGAAUCAUGGAGCUCACGCUGCUGUGUUUACUUAUUGGUCUUGAUUGAGGCUGACUGCUUUGAUGCCAAAACAAAGCUAACAAUUUCUAAUGGUCCCACUUUCAUUUCUUUAAAUCAUUGUAUAUAUAUUGUUUAUCAAUUUGUGCCAUCCAGAAUUUAGACUAUUGAUUGGUUUUGUUAUUUUCUUUCUAACUUCCUAAGUUCUAGAAUUCAAAGUUGUAUUAUUUUUUGGGGUCAAUUUUGUUCCUUUGUCAUGAAGUGUUCAAUUUUCUUGCUGCCAACAUUUCAGACUUUACUUAUUCUCAUACCCAUGGACUUUAAAUCAAAAGAGUUUUCUGUGUGUUGCCAUUUUGAAGGAGACUGAAGAUCUACCUGUAACGACCUUUAGAGGUGGCCUCAGAGAUAAGUAAGCCAGCCAUAAGUUCAGUCUGAUUAACUAAACACUCUCCAGUGGUCUGAACAUUUGACUCACUGUAUACACUUGGUAGAAGUUGAGCCCUUCAACCCUGGUAUGUUUAAGUAAGGAACAAAUUUGAUCCCCUUAGGAAAGUAGUAUAGAAGCUGUAAUGGUAUCAGUAGUAGUUUUAUCAUUAUUAUUAUUAUUAUAUUAUUGUUGAUAUUAUUAUUAUUAUUAUUUUUAUUAUUGUUGUUGUUUUUGUUAGUAGUGGUAGUAAUAGUAGUAGUAGUAGUAGUAGCAGCAGCAGCAAGUAAAAGUAGUAUCCAUGUAAAAGUCGACCAUCAAAACUUGGCCUUAAAUUUUUUCUAAAACAAUUACACAUAUUUUAUUUGACUUAUGUGAGUAAAUAUAGGGGGUAGUGGUCUAACCAAGAUUUAAGACCAAGCCAUGUAAGUGACAUAAGCAGAUUGUAUUACCUGGGAGUAGUUGUAAUUUUGUUAAUGUAGCACUCAUGUAUGGAAAAUAAAACCAAAAUAUCUUUA
Messenger RNA from Eriocheir sinensis (Chinese mitten crab), 4147 nucleotides. Its product is annotated as probable RNA-binding protein CG14230. Gene Ontology annotation, molecular function: RNA binding. Bases 261 to 1697 code for a protein of 478 amino acids. The record is from RefSeq and is a predicted model, not a curated record. Lineage: Eukaryota; Metazoa; Arthropoda; Malacostraca; Decapoda; Varunidae. The transcript has 8 exons.